AUGUUCUUCAGCUGCCGCCCACGGCAAACCCCCCGCCCGCCCCGGCCGCAGUGCCUGUACUCCGGCUGCUCUCACCGCGCCUUGCGAUGCGAGUCAAAGAGCGAGGGCAAGGCCAUGCUCUCGCUCUACUGCAAAGAUCACGCCUGUCGACAACGCUUGGGCGAGCUGAUGUGCCCGAACUACAAGGCGUCCGGCUUCUCCAAGUACUGUGAAGACCACCGCCGCUGCGAGAACCAAGGCUGUCCUCACCAGCGCAUCUGCUGCGAUACGAGCCAAGACUGGCCCUACUGCCAGAACCGUGAGUUCCAAACUGCCUCGUCUCGGUCUCAUCGCCAGAUGUGUAUCCAUAUCCAUGCUCAACAUCAUUCGUCUCCAGACACCUGUUUCCACCAGGGAUGCCACCAGAAGCGCGUCUCCAACUCCCGCAUGUGCGUCCAUCACACGCCCCUGUGCCUUAUCCCCGGUUGCGGGCACCCCCGCGUCGACGACGGCCUCUACUGCCUCUCCCACAGCUGCACCGACCGGGACUGCAACAGCGUCAUCAACGGCGGCCACUGGUGCAAGGACCACCGCCUGUGCAAGACGGACGGUUGCGGUCUCCAGCGGGCCGUCACGGCGGGUGGGAAGUACGAGGACGUCUGCUGGCAGCACCUGCCGACGGCCUGUCUCUCUCCAGGCUGUGUCAACACGAUCAGCGGAGGCCUGCGGUUCUGUUCACAACACGAGUGUACAUACCCAUCAUGCCGAGAGCAGAAGGACAACGCCUCGGAUCCAUCACGGCUCUACUGUGCAACCCACACCUGCAACAGCCAGUCCUGUCCCCAACCGACAGCAGACCUCGCGAACCCGUCGGCAGCUCGAUACUGUGUCACCCACAAGUGCGCCAGCGCCGCCUGCACCCACCCGUCCAAGCCCGCGAGCCGCCACUGCGCCCUGCACGCCUGUCUCCACGCCUCGUGCCCAUCCCCUCGGGCCGCUGACCCCUUGGUCGUCUCCGCGAGCCAGUUCUGCUCGACCCACGAGUGCCACGCCGCGGGAUGUCACAGCCCGGCUCGGCCGAACGGAAACUACUGCGAAACCGCCCACGCGUGCGCCGUACCGGGGUGCCCGGCCCCGCGCGGUCUACUUGGAGGUGGAGAUGGAAGUGACGGCACCGGCGCCGCCUCGGUGUGCUGCGCCUCCCAUACGGCCAUGAUUGCGCGCGAAAGCGCCGCCGCGUGGAGUCUCUACCCGGCGGGCGAACGGCGGUCAAUGCCGUCGCCCGCGCAGACGCAGCCGCAGCCGCAGCCGCAGCCGCGGACCCGGCCGCAGCGGUUUUCGUACGUCAGCCAGGCCGAGGAGACGCUGGGCCAGCGGCUGAGGGAGGAGAGGGAGAGACAGGACCACGAGGCGCGGCUGGACCUGGAGAUGAGGACCUGGCAGGCGGCGCGAGGCGUCGGCGGCGGAGUCGGAGUUGGAGUUGGAGUCGGAGUCGGGAGCAGUACGGGAGCCACCGUCGGCCUCGAGACAAGGGGGAGGGGGGUCCGGGGGGGCCGGUCGGGGACUCAUGACAGCGGGUUCGGCGGUAGUCCGUCUGUCUCGGACUUGGCCAGCUCCAACAACACGUUUGUUGGUUGAG
Messenger RNA from Colletotrichum destructivum, 1618 nucleotides. RefSeq lists its product as uncharacterized. The record is from RefSeq and is a predicted model, not a curated record. The transcript is spliced from 5 exons. The coding region runs from base 1 to 1617 and encodes 538 amino acids. NCBI's taxonomy places the organism in Eukaryota, Fungi, Ascomycota, Sordariomycetes, Glomerellales, Glomerellaceae.